CACUUUAAAACACGCAGCGGCGGUUACUCAGACUGACAGUUUGCUCACACACCCACUAAUUCUCCAUCAGAUGAGUUCAUCUCCUGACAAAUAUCUGUAAGUGGAUUAGGAGUCAUUCUACUAGUACACUGAACAAUUUCCAGAAGACUGAACGCCACCAUCAUCAGAUCAAACAUCAGUUCCAGUGUUCAGCCAUGGUGCUGUUUGAGGAUCAGGAAUGUGGGGUCUGUUACCUGCGUUACUCCCGCAUCGACCGCGUUCCCAGAACUCUCCACUGCAACCACACAUUCUGCACCCCCUGUCUGGAGACAAUGGGGCUGCAUUCCAGCGGCCUGCGCACCAUUCGCUGUCCUCUCUGUCGCCAGGUGACUUGUUUGGACCGUGGCCUCAGCUUGCAGGAGGCUCUUUUUGUCAAUAGCCAAGUGUGGGACAACAUUUGUGAUGAGCAAGAGGAAGAAGAGGAUGAGAGACAGCAGGAAAAAGAGGAAGAGGGGAAAAACGCUAAUAUGCAGGUGCUGCCCUCAUCACAAGCUGAAUGUCCAGUUCGAAAACAAUACAGACCCAAACUCCGACUCCCGUCUUUCCUGAAGAGAAUGAGUUAUUCCAGGCACCCUGAAGAGAGGAUUGUUCCCACCUGCAAUGUAGAAAUGAUGUCAUGGAGAAGGAUUUCAUCAGAAGAGAUUUUAUGAAAAGUGCGACAGACACCAUAAGCAAAGGAUUAGCAAUACAAACAAUAGACUUUCACCAUCUGUUUUGCUUCUGUCACGUGCUAAUUACGCCUGGCAUACUGAAAAAGCGGGAGCAACAGUCAGUCCUGGACAAGGUUGUUUAAACAAAUCCAAACCCCUCCAUGUGCUUCAGUGACUGCAUUUUCCUCUUGAAUAGCCAUAAGUCCGAAUCCUGCUACUCCAUCUGAGGGGAACUUCUCAUUAGAUAUUCCACCCUUAAUCCAUCCCAGCUGCUGAGGCCGGAUUUGUUUCAGCUGUCCCGAGAGACAGAGGGUCCCAGAUGCGAAACAAGACUUUCAGAGCAGAUGGCAUCUUGGAAAGAUUUGAUUCACCCCCACUUCUCAAAUGGACGCUUUUAAGUUAUUUUAAGCUUUGUUAUUUAUAUAACUUAUAAAUUAUUGUAAAUAAAAAAUUCUGAUAGCUGGAGUCUUUUUAUGAAGCACAUCCUGACAUCAUGUUUUACAAGACUAUCUAGAGCAGAGGGAGUUCACACUUUUUUGAUAUAAGGACCCCAAAUAUGACAUU
Molecule: messenger RNA, 1253 nt
Organism: Carassius carassius (crucian carp)
Lineage: Eukaryota; Metazoa; Chordata; Actinopteri; Cypriniformes; Cyprinidae
Exons: 4
Coding region: 195-689 (164 amino acids)
Biological process (GO): protein ubiquitination
Molecular function (GO): ubiquitin protein ligase activity
Source: RefSeq, a predicted model, not a curated record